Messenger RNA from Acyrthosiphon pisum (pea aphid), 473 nucleotides. RefSeq lists its product as uncharacterized. The record is from RefSeq and is a predicted model, not a curated record. NCBI's taxonomy places the organism in Eukaryota, Metazoa, Arthropoda, Insecta, Hemiptera, Aphididae. Bases 1 to 471 code for a protein of 156 amino acids. The transcript is spliced from 3 exons.
AUGGGUAACGCAGAAAAUAUGCCAGUUCCCCAAAAAGAAACAUCACAUUGGUGGCAAAUGAAGUUCAAGCCGGCAAAAUCAAGUGAAAAUUCUGUAUCAAAUCAAGUAGCUGUACCUGUACCAAUACACCAAAAGUUACAAUCUAUCUUUGAAACCCAUUUUAACUCUGACAUAAAAUGGGUACCAUGCCUGUGCCCAGUACGUAAGGGUGAAAAUGUACAACAGCAUCAUCAACAACAACAACAACAACAACAACAACAACAACAACAACAACAGCCACAAUCAGAACAACACCAACAACAGCCACAAUCAGAAAAACACCAACAACAGCCACAAUCAGAACAACACCAACAACAACCACAAAAAUCCGGGACUUCGUAUUACCCUUCGAGCACGACCGAAGCACUAUCCGACCUCUCCAACAAUGACGUACCGCGUUUCAUCUUCACAAACUAUCCAAUUGAGGCUUGAGA